UCUGCGACAGGCGGAUAUUAUGGCUGCGGGUGAGGCCAACACGGCGAAGCCUCGUCAGGAGAAACAGUACGACUACCUGCUCAAGUUCCUGCUGGUGGGAGACAGCGACGUCGGCAAGCAAGAGAUCUUGAGCGGUCUCGAAGACGGUGCAGCCGAGUCGCCGUUCUGCAGCGGCAGCGCUUACAAGACUACCACUAUCCUACUAGAUGGGAAACGAGUCAAGUUACAAUUAUGGGAUACAUCAGGCCAAGGUAGAUUCUGCACAAUUAUUCGGUCAUAUUCCAGAGGUGCUCAAGGUAUACUUUUGGUAUAUGACAUUACCAACAAGUGGUCCUUUGAUGGCAUCGAUAGGUGGCUGAAAGAAGUUGAAGAGCACGCUCCUGGCGUACCAAAAGUAUUGGUUGGCAAUCGUCUACACUUGGCUUUUAAAAGGCAAGUAGGUGAACGAGAUGCAGAGGCUUACGCGGCUAAGAAUCGAAUGGCCUUCUUUGAAGUCUCACCUCUCUGCGAUUUCAACAUCCGUGAAAGCUUCUCAGAGCUCUCUCGGAUGGCGUUACACAGGAAUGGCAUGGAAAGAUUAUGGCGAUCCAAUAAAGUGCUCAGCCUACAAGAACUGGCGUGCCGUGCGAUAGUGGCCCGAACAACGGUUUACGGUAUCGACCAACUGCCGUUGCCCAAAUCCAUCAAAUCGCACUUGAAAUCAUACGCGAUGACGACUACAUCCCAACUGCGUUAUAACGGCAAUCGCUCGUUGAGCUCGAGCAAGAGUCUGGGAUCACAUCAUCGGAAGUUACGCUUCGUCGGGGUGGGUCACAAUAACGGCGGACUGUCGACGCCCGGCAGCUCACCCGGCAGCAUCACCGAUUCCCGCACAAGUUGCGUCGGUCGCAAUUCCUGCACAGUGUCUUGAGAGUGACAAAGGACAGAAGUCAGGGUAGCGGUUACUUACAAAAGCGUCGCGCAGCAAUCAGCGUUCUUCCUUCCCCUCUCCCUCUCUGGUUUUAUCGAGAAUGUAAACGCGUUUACAAUGUUGUUUCACAAUUCAUAGUAAUUACUGUUAGUAUGAAAUAGUAAUAUAAAUAUAUGAAAUUCCAAUUUGUCACUUGCCAACGUUGACGGGAUAUACUUGUUACGUUUAUAUCAUGAGAUACAUUUCAUAUAUAUUUUUUCACACAUCCGCGAGUCGCGCAGUUUCACCAUCCGAACGAUCAACGAGCUUAAGGGAGACGAGCUGUCAUGUAUCCGUGCCAUUUGUUGUACGAAAUUAAGAGAGAGAGAGAGAGAGAGUCGCGGCACGUAAGCAAAGAAAUCGCUUAAACGUUACCGAAUGUUAUCGAUUGCAUGAGUUUUCAUCGCGUAAAGAGAACGUGUCAGAAUUACUAAGAUACCCACGUGAUAUAUCACGCGACAUUACAUUAUGCGACUCGAGUGUGCCCAUACUUUAAAGCCCUUGUAAGCCGUUUUGUUUUUUUUUUGGCCAUUGUUGGAAAAGCAUCCCUUUCCACAAACGUAUCUCUCUGUGCGGAAUGUUCUUUCUUCGAUCAUAAGCUUACAGGAGCAGCGAGUAAUGAAUUGAAAAGUACAAGUUCGCUAAGUCUACGGUGGUUGUGGUGUAGACUAAUGAUGAUAGCAUAAGUGUAGAAAGUUUAGAGCAGCUAACUCGAGAUAUAUUUAGCAACAUAUAUAAAUAUAUAUA
Molecule: messenger RNA, 1696 nt
Organism: Trachymyrmex septentrionalis
Lineage: Eukaryota; Metazoa; Arthropoda; Insecta; Hymenoptera; Formicidae
Gene: Rab40
Product: ras-related protein Rab-40B
Exons: 4
Coding region: 20-910 (296 amino acids)
Biological process (GO): intracellular signal transduction; protein localization to plasma membrane
Cellular component (GO): synaptic vesicle; plasma membrane; endosome
Molecular function (GO): GTP binding; GTPase activity
Source: RefSeq, a predicted model, not a curated record